Messenger RNA from Acytostelium subglobosum LB1, 2427 nucleotides. RefSeq lists its product as hypothetical. The coding region runs from base 1 to 2427 and encodes 808 amino acids. Gene Ontology annotation, cellular component: nucleus; Z disc. The record is from RefSeq and is a predicted model, not a curated record. Gene Ontology annotation, molecular function: transcription coregulator activity. Lineage: Eukaryota; Evosea; Eumycetozoa; Acytosteliales; Acytosteliaceae. The transcript has 2 exons.
AUGGAUACAGAAUAUAAAUCAGGAUAUUUAUAUAGAUUAGGAGGUAUUGGUAUCUUCAAAUACAGGAAGAAGUUAUGGUUCACACUGACCAGUACACAUCUAUCAUGUUAUGUCUCAUCAGAGAAGAAAUCAACACCAGUAGAAUCAAUCACAUUGAAUAGUAUAAAGAAGAUUACAUUGUUACAGAAGGAUGCCGAGUCCAUUCAAACAACUUAUGGCUUCUGCAUUGAGUAUGUGAGUGGAGGCAGUGGCAGUGGCCAGUCCGCUGGAAGUUUGCCAAACAAACUUGUGAUCCAGGCAAAUCCCAUCAGCACAUUGGCCGACUGGGUGAUCAAGUUGGACGGUUUGACACAUCGCGACUUCAACUCAUACCUGGACCAGGCAGAGCGCAAGCUUCUACUCAAGAUCCUGUUCAAGAACAAUAUACAGGGCGGCAUCAUCAAGUCCAACGGCGACGAGGAGUGGUCCUACAGCCCCAUCGGCACUCUGUCCACAAUCGAGGGCACGUACAGUGGCGCACAGAUCGACUACCACUGGGACGGCGAAUGGCUACGCAGCUCAACCAAUGAGCUGGGCGCUGGCCGCUUCAACGGCGUGUACCUGGCUUGGUAUCUGGCGGGCGUUGACCCUAAGGCCCCACACGCCACCACAGCCACACCAGACAUUGUCUACUUCUGGGAUGAGCGCGAGAAGGAGUACCAGACCGAUCAGGGCAAGGAGCUGACGUUCAAGUGGACGCGUCAUUUCCUCGCAUCCAAGUUUGGCCGCGGCGAGUGGAUCGUCGAAGGCCACGUUCCCCAGGCGGUGGUAAUGUUCCUGCAGCUGAUCAAAUACAGACGCACCGUGGACGAGGAGAGUGAUUGUGUAAACCCUUUCGCUGGCAAGCUGGCCAACGCGUUGGCCAGUGUAGGCGGCGAGGCGGCUGUGCUGCCUCUUGCAAGUGUGAUCAAGAACAAGGAGGAGACGGCUGUCGAGAGCGCAGCCCAUGGUCUGGAGCUUGCCAACGUUGCCACCAUAUUCACCAAGGGUCAAGCCACACUGGACGACUGUCACGCGACUGUUGACGUAUUCCCAAUGGAUGCUGUCAUCCGCACUCCAAGCGAGAUUGAGAAGGAGUUUGCAGACCUGAUAUCAUCUUGCACCAGCUCACACAUAUCGGACGAGGAGGCUGCCUCGUUGUCCAAGGACGACGAAUCACCUGACGAACGCUACAUUGCGACAUCAUCAUCUUCCAACACAACGACGCCAGAGUCAUCCGAGUCACCACCAUCGACCAUCUGUCGCACAGACACUCUGCGACUGCUCAAUGACACCAUCCUUCAAUCACGUCAACUCCAAAGCAGGAUGUCCAUCAUGAACAUGGAGUACUUUAGUCGUCACACACCCGUCGCCACAUUGGUAACAGUAGCGUCCCUGGCCAAGGACAAGGAGGCAGACAACGCAGCGACCAAGCCAACCUCGCCCAGAGAGCCAGUAGCGCCAUCACAGACACAGACACAGACACAGACACAUACACCAAAGAGACAUCCAACCAUCAGGGAUAGCUUCGCUAUGUUUUGUGAUGCGCUGUCGACUCCAGAACCACAGCCACUACAGAAGAAUAUAUUGGAGGAGAUAUUGUCGCCACAGCCCAUAUUCCCAAGCACGCCACUGGGCUCUGUGAUUGGACCAUCCAACCCCGAGCACCAACCUAGCAGCAGUAGCAACAAUAACAACAACGCAGACACAAUCGCAGCAGCCGAGCUUAUUGCCACCCAGCUGAGGCAGUCAUUCUGUCUGGCGUGCAAUCUGCCCAUCAGCGGACAAAAGGUGUUGGCACUGGGCAACAGUUUCCACAAGGACUGCUUCAAAUGCCACAAGUGUCACAGGGAGUUGUGCACCAAGACCUUCUACCGCCAGGGCCUCAUCAACGAUGAGUCGCCAGAGGACAGCAACACCUCAACACGUUCAUCACGCUCCGCUUCAAUUUUUGAUCUUCACUCGAGUUCAGAGUCACGCUCAUCGUCCACACCUCAGACCCUGCCUCAACAGCAACAUAGUGGCACGCCCAAAUACCUUUGUGAGAACUGUUUCAAUGACACCUGUCCAGUGUGUCCCAAGUGCAACGCCAAUGUUAUGUUCCGAUGUGUUAGCGCACUCGGCAAGAAAUGGCACACCGAUCACUUUUGUUGCGUCAAAUGCUCAGCCAACCUGGUCGGAAUGCCAUUCUUUGAUCACGAAGGACAACUAUUGUGCCAAGUUGACUAUGAUAGGAUUAUAGGCAACAUCAAUAGCAGCAGCAGCAAUAUAUCUACCACAUCAACAACAUCAACAUCAACUACAUCAACAUCAACUACAUCAACAACCAAUACCAACAUCACCAAUGACAUCAACAUCAACAACAUAUUGCACCUGUUGGAGGAAGCUUCUGGCUUCCAGGCAUACUAA